Messenger RNA from Xyrichtys novacula (pearly razorfish), 3161 nucleotides. Lineage: Eukaryota; Metazoa; Chordata; Actinopteri; Labriformes; Labridae. The record is from the annotation of a GenBank genome assembly.
AUGAAUAGAAUAUUUGGACGCGGGAAGCCGAAAGGGCCUCCUCCGAAUCUGUCGGACUGUAUCAGUAAUGUGAGUAACUGCGGGGGCGGCUGUGUUGUUGUUUGUGUCUUUAUUAUGAGACAUAACGGGACCUGUGCUGAGCUAAUGUGGCCACGAAAUGACUCUCAAAGUACAAUACCGCUCUAGUUAGCUCGCAAAAUGUAGUGUUUAAGCACUUACCAUCAUGAGAUAAGACAUAUAUCCCCUGUAGGUCUCAUUUCUACCUAACCUUAGAAUGUUAUUUGUUUAUGAUGUCCGCCUGCCUGUCUCCACCUCUCUUCUCCAUCAUCACACAAACAGCAGACACACAGGAUUUCAUUUCACCUCUUAACAACUGUGAACCUUCUCCUGACUUAGGUGGACGCCAGAUCAGAGUCUAUAGAUAAGAAGAUUGCCAGGCUGGAUGCUGAGCUUGUGAAGUACAAGGAUCAGAUGAAGAAGAUGAGGGAUGGGCCGUCUAAGGUAACUCAAGAAGAAAACAUAAGAAAGCUGCGAGGUGGUUACACAAUCAUAGGAAACAUUAAAAUCCUUUUCUCUUUCUUUUUGUCUCCUCAGAAUAUGGUCAAACAGAAGGCCAUGAGAGUCCUGAAGCAGAAGAGGAUGUGAGUGAGACACUGAAUGAAUGUUAGACUUUCAUAUGUUUGAACACAGAGUCCCACUUUGGAUGAUACCACUGAUGACAACUUAAAGGGAUAUUCCAGCGUAAAAUUCAUUUAGGGUCAAACACACUGCAACACCGAGUUAGACACUCCCGCGAGAGAUGAAUGUUGCUGACCACAUUUUAAAUCUUGUAAUCAACGCCUCCAUCUAUGACGCAAGCUCAACUCCUUUGGAAUGAGUAAGAACAAUGAGAAGAAAAUGAGAAAAACGCUACUCUAUAACCACAAAUAAUGCUCAGAACAGCACCUAACUUCAUCAACAGUACAUAUAGGGUCCUUGCCACAGCACUAGCCACCAAACAUCUUUUUAACUUUGCCUGAUUUCUUCAGCAAAGAGACUGGACACAACUUACCCACUCUCCUCCAGCAGCCGUUUGUUUGUAGCAAGACCUCAGGCUAGUCCAUUAUGGACUGCAGCGGGGUGUCGCAGCUCAAGGAAGAACAUUUUUGAUCAUUUCUUUAUGGAAAUGCUAAGGCAGAAGAACUAGAUUUGUAAUGUUCAAUCAGUUUUAUGUAAAUCAAAUGUUGAAUAAAAUAAAUAAAAUAUUUUAUAAAUUUGUGUAGGCUACCAAGAAGCGUUUUUCAACCAGUUGUGUUUUGUCUUGAACAGGUAUGAAGGUCAAAGAGAGCAGCUGGCUCAGCAGUCUUUUAAUAUGGAACAGGCAAACUACACAAUACAGACACUAAAGGACACCAAAACAACAGUAAGAGCCACUCUGAUUGAUAGGAAUUCUGAUUUUGGUGGAGUUAAUUUUACAUAUCCAACUUCAAUUGUAUUUAUUAUUGUCAUUGCUGUCUUAUAAGAUAUGAUUGUUUAGAACAGCACAUGUACUUGAAAAGACUACAGAUAGAAUAUAUAUAUUUUCAGUGAUGACGGAGACUUUUUUUUUCUAAUUAAAUGGUUUUACUUUGUGUUUCUGUCUCCAGGUGGAGGCCAUGAAGAUUGGUGCAAAGGAAAUGAAAAGAGCUUACAAGGAUGUCAAACUUGACCAGAUCGACGUAUGUUUGUUAUGCAACACUUUAGUGUUUGGAAACAGAACAAAAUAUUCACAAGCAUGUCUAAAUUAAGGAACAGGAACCUCUUCCACGUAGGCAGCCAUCUUUCACCACAGUGUAGCACAGAAUGGAUAAUCUGUAUGCGCUACAUGCGUUUGUGUAGUCAGUGAGUGGCCAAUGGAAAUGCACUAUUUGGGAGACUAAGACAAAGAAGAGAGUGGGUGAUCUAAGUUUGCAUGCAUCAUGGCAGCUUGUUGGCCUCAAAGACCACUGAUGCUUCCUGAAGAUCCCCAGCAGGGGGAGUGAACAAGGGAGCUUUAAUCUAAAAUCUGUCUACUUGAUACACAAUGUAUUGUACACACUAUAUCUGAGAUUGAAAAUUAAAAUCACACAAGGCACAUGACUCAUAAAGCAAAUUUACUGAUACAACAGAGUUAAGAAUAGUGCUAAUUUAUCAGAGUUUUAAGUACACCAUAGAAAAAAUCUAUAUUAUGCAUAUUAAAUCUGUUCUUUUAAGUGAGAGAUGUUGGGCAUUAACAUACUGGUCAUGUCUGAAAAUGCAGGAUCUUCAGGAUCAGCUCGAGGACAUGAUGGAGGAUGCCAACGAGGUACAGGAAGCCCUGAGCCGCAGCUACGGCACUCCAGAGAUCGAUGAAGAUGAUCUCGAAGCAGGUACGCCCCACUUUUUUUUACGUCUAUUUCUACAUACUGAAGUUAGAGGAACAUAAACUGGAAAAAAAAUCACCAAAGUUUAGAAAAAGAAACUGUAAAAGUAGCACGAUCAAGCACAGUAUAAAGUUGUCAGUUUGAUGGCACAUCUGUUCAUAAACGUCCGUAUUUCCUGUGACCCUGAGGCGGCCCUUAACUUCAUCUGUGUGAAGUCCUGCACUGACUGUGUAUCUAUGGUUUCAGAGCUGGAUGCACUGGGCGACGAGCUGCUGCUGGAUGAUGACAGCUCCUACCUGGACGAGGCCUCAGCUGCUCCGUCUAUCCCCGAGGGAAUGCCGAGUGACAGCAAAACAAACAAGGUAACAGUCAGGAGAGCUCAGGCAUCACUGUAGCUGACUCUGUACUCAAGACAGGGUACAGUGUGUUACAGGACUGGAAAUCAAGGCUGCAGAAAACCAUUGUUAUCACUUAAAAGUUCAAUUUAUGAUCAUUUUUAAGUUAUAUUUUGGGCAUGUGUCGAGUUUCUCAGAGUCAAAAACAAUUUUAUAAAAUGUCUGGUUAGUUCCACAGAUAAAUUUAUCAAUCAGUCUUCUAUGUGUAGUGUCAAUUCAAAUAAAUAUGAUCUGAAACACUUGAUUAAAAAGGCAGAUAUGUACUGCACUCUUUAUUAUACUUUUGUGUGCAUUUGCUGUAUGUCAUAUAUGUCCAGGUUGAUGUCCUACAACACAACUUUCUUUCCUUUUUCAGGACGGUGUUCUGGUGGAUGAGUUCGGUCUGCCGCAGAUUCCUGCCACAUAA